GAGGCCUGGGCGGCCUCGCAGGGCUGGACGGCCUCGACGGGCUGGGCGGCCUCGCCGGGCUGGAGGGCCUCGCUGGGCUGGGGGGCCUCGCGGGCCUGGAGGGCGCCGGCGGUCUGAACGGUCUGCUGGGCGGCAUGGGGGGCCUGGGCGCGGAGGACCCCGAGAUGCUCGAGGCGCUGCUGGCGCAGCUGGGCGCGCCUGGUGGCCUGGCCGGCGGCGCGAGGGGAUCGCGACCGCCGCCGCCGCCGCGGGACCUGGGGCCGACGCGCGAGAUAGGCUGCAGAUGCGGCUACAGUUGCGGCACCACCAGUGCCCUGGACAAACACCUCGACAAGUUCCGGGGCGACCCGGCCCACGAGGCCCGCAUCGUCGAGCUCCCCGCCUCGCCGCCGCGAAGAGUCGCGGGCGCCUUCGCAGGAGGCGCCGGCGCCGCCAGGGGCUACCCUGCUGGCGGCCCGCCGGGCGCCGGUCGGGCCGCGGCGGCGUGCCCGCCCUGCGCUGCGCCGGCGGCGGCAGCCUGGGACGACGACGAGCCGGAGCUGGGGUGCAAGUGCGGGUACACCUGCGGAACGGAGAAAGCCCUCCUGCGGCACCUCGGCAGGUUCGAGGGCGACCCCGCCCACUCACGGAAGUGAGCCCACCGCGCGGCGGCCGCCUGCGGCUUCGUGUUUCACCCUGUUCGCCGUGGGCCGCACCCCUCACUGCAUCUCGGAGAGCAGCUCUCAGCUCUGGGCGCCUCGAAGAGGGGCACGCCGAGCAAAUUUGAGGCGCCAGGAUCUCAGGGCAGUUUGCAGGCACAUUGCUGCACGUAGAUGUCCGCGAUCAGCAUCCGGCAUGUCCUGACAGCUCGGGGAAAAGUCUCGUCCAGAGGUGCCUUCCUCUCUCUGCUGGCCGCGCUCGCUCAGGUCCUCGUGCUCGCGGCCGUGUCAC
Molecule: messenger RNA, 930 nt
Organism: Prorocentrum cordatum
Lineage: Eukaryota; Dinophyceae; Prorocentrales; Prorocentraceae
Source: the annotation of a GenBank genome assembly